Molecule: messenger RNA, 1080 nt
Organism: Gloeophyllum trabeum ATCC 11539
Lineage: Eukaryota; Fungi; Basidiomycota; Agaricomycetes; Gloeophyllales; Gloeophyllaceae
Exons: 4
Source: RefSeq, a predicted model, not a curated record
GAAUCAUUCUAUCGCAAGCAGGUCGAGACAGACAUCAAAACCGAGCCGUCCAAGACAGCCGAGGAGCGUCUGAAGAUGAUGGAGCUACUUAAGCGGUUCGAAGAAGAUACACUGGAUGACGAAGGCAAUAUCAUGAAAGAGUUGGCUGGUGCUGAGGGCGACGAGGACGGUGACGACCUUGCAAGCAGAUUGGGCAACGUCGAUCUCGAGUCAGUAUCCCCAGACGAGCUGUGGUCCAUGCUCACGCCCGAAGAACGAGACAAAUUUAUCAAAGCGCUGGACGAUCCUACCAGCGAGCUGGCCCAGCAACUCCUGGCGAGCGAAGAGCUAGAAAAAGUCCGCACCGAGCCAUGGUGGGAGAAUCCCGAUGCCUCUGUCAUCACUGAAGACAGUAUUUCGCCCGCUCCCGUUGAUCACCGCUUGCAAAAACGGUACGGCAAGAGACCCGCGAUAACCCUCCACGUUCCCUCGGGCAUGGUCAAGGCCCCGUCAAGCUCCAGCACAUCACUAUUAUACAACGCGUGUGCAAUGUGCAUCGCAUACGCAUACGCCACACGUCACCUGAGCGUCUCCCCCCUCUCCUCCGCCUCUGACGCAUUGGACGUCGCCGAGGCCCAGCGCCUCAUCUCUUCCCUCGUGCCGUUCCUCGUUGACCGCAAGUCGACUCUGGUUCACCCGAAUAUGAGUAGCGUCGUCACAGACCUAUGGUCCCGGUUUGGCCAGGGACAGAUGAGGCCGAAGCUUUUCGCGCUGCUUCUCCGUGACACCGCGCGUCUUAUGCGACCCAGCAGAGUGAUCGAGGUGCAGCCGCCAGAAGCUGGGAACGACACUGUCCUCCUGGGAACCCACCCAAAUGCAAAUGUGUUCCGUGUAUUCUCGGACCUGGCGCUUCUAUUCGAGAACAAGAACGUCACCAGUCCAGCCGCACCUCGACAUGCUAAUACCAAACCGAAGCCAAAACCUAACCACGUCACACAUAAGCUCACGUUCUACUCCGCGCAUGUCUUAUCUACUCCGUCAUUCAUCCUCGACGCCCUCGCCAAUGAAGCAGUGGCGCGGUCCAACGCGAUGGACACCGAA